Chinchilla lanigera (long-tailed chinchilla) is the source of this 7490-nucleotide messenger RNA. RefSeq names its product cell adhesion associated, oncogene regulated (gene Cdon). Gene Ontology annotation, biological process: axon guidance; cell-cell adhesion; nervous system development. Bases 275 to 4075 code for a protein of 1266 amino acids. Gene Ontology annotation, molecular function: protein binding. Lineage: Eukaryota; Metazoa; Chordata; Mammalia; Rodentia; Chinchillidae. The record is from RefSeq and is a predicted model, not a curated record. Gene Ontology annotation, cellular component: plasma membrane; axon. The transcript has 20 exons.
AGCAUUGAGCGAUCUUCCAGUGGUGCUAAUGGAUCUGCUCUGACUUGUACACAUCUUUUCUUCUCUGUAGUCACUGAGCUUGCACCUGAGGGUCUGAUGGCAACUGUGGAGUACAAUUUCAAGCUAUCCGACCUGUAUAACAGCAGACUACCAAGUCCUCGCUCUCACUAUCGUAGUUCUCUAAAAAACUGGGCAAGCUUGCCAUGGAUAAAUUGAGUGAAGGCCUGGGUUUUCUCUGGAAAUCUGUCUUACUGCUUCUCUGGAAAUCGGCACUAUGCAUCCAGAUCCCAGACCCUUAUGGACACUGCUCUAUGUUACUCUUACUCUUAUGAUUCCGUGUUCUUCUGUGAGUUCAGACUUGGCACCUUAUUUUAUUUCUGAGCCACUUUCUACUGUGCAGAAGCUUGGUGGACCUGUAAUACUACAUUGUUCUGCUAAACCCGUGACUGCUCACAUCUCCUGGUUGCAUAAUGGAAAAAGAUUGGAUAAAAACAUGGAACAGAUUAAGCUUCAUCAGGGGACUUUGACGAUUCUUUCUCUUAACCCCUCCCUUUCGGGUGACUACCAGUGCAUUGCCAACAAUAGCAUAGGCGCAAUUGUGAGCAGCCCUGCAACAGUAUCCAUUGCAGUUCUUGAAGAUUUUGAUUCAUCAGCAAAGCAUGUUAUUACAGCAGAAGAAAAGAGCACUGGUUUCAUUGGCUGCCAGGUACCAGCCAGUAACCCCAAAGCUGAGGUGCGCUAUAAGAUCCGUGGAAGAUGGCUGAAACAUUCCACAGGGAAGUAUGUAAUCCUCCCGUCAGGAAACCUUCAGAUUUUGAAUGUAUCCUCAGAAGACAAAGGAUCAUACAAGUGUGCAGCUUAUAAUCCUGUCACCAAUGAAUUAAAAGUUGAACCUAUCGGCCAGAAGCUCCUUGUGAGUCGCCCUUCGUUGGAUGGUUUUCACAUUCUUCACCCCACCCUUUCCCAGGCAUUAGCAGUGCUUUCUCACAGCCCUGUAACUUUGGAGUGCGUGGUGACAGGGGUCCCGGCCUCUCAAGUACACUGGCUGCGGGAGGGCCAAGACGCUGUGCUGGGGAGCAACUGGAGGCGUCUGUAUUCCCAUCUUGCCACAGCAAGCAUUGACCCAGCAGACUCUGGAAACUAUUCCUGUGUGGUGGGCAACAGGUCUGGAGACAUAAAGCAUGUCACUUACAUGGUCAAUGUACUUGAACGUGCUUCAAUUUCUAAAGGACCACAGGACCAAAGAGUGUCUCUAGGUGCCACAGUACAUUUUACCUGUGGUAUUCGUGGGAACCCAGUCCCCACCUGUACCUGGUUUCAUAACGCACAGCCUAUCCAUCCUUCCCCACGACAUCUAACUGCAGGAAAUGAACUGAAAAUCACCGGGGUUACCAUGGAAGAUUCUGGACUGUACCAGUGUGUAGCAGAUAAUGGGAUUGGAUUUAUGCAGUCCACUGGAAGACUUCAAGUUGAACAAAGUAAUGGAUUCAAGCCAGUUAUAAUCACAACUCCAGCAAGUGCCAGGGUGGCAGAUGGAGACUUUGUUACGCUGUCCUGCAAUGCCACUGGAGUGCCAGUCCCAGUCAUUCGCUGGUAUGGCAGCCGCGGGUUGAUAACCAGUCAUCCAUCUCAAGUCCUUAGAUCCAAAUCCCGAAAGUCACACUUAGUAAGACCUGGGGGCCUUGACCUGGAGCCUGUCUACUUCAUCAUGUCCCGAGCUGGCUCCAGCUCCCUUUCCAUCCCAGCUGUCACUCGGGAACAUGCCGGAAGAUACAUCUGUGAAGCAACAAACGAUCAUGGCACCACGCAGUCAGAAGCAUUUCUCACAGUUGUUCCUUUUGAAACAAAUACAAAAGCAGAAACAAUCACACCUUCUGAUGCUAUUCAGAGUGAUGAAAGAGACCAAAGAGACAGUUCAGAAUCUGGCUUGUUGAGCUCAUUUCCAGUGAAGGGACAUCCUGGUGCAGUGGAAUCAUCAUCAGAAAAAAAUGCCAGUGGCACCUCUGUCCCUGAUGCCCCCAUCAUCCUGAGCCCUCCGCAGACCCAUACAGCAGACACGUACCACCUGGUGUGGAGGGCGGGCAAGGACGGUGGAUUGCCCAUCAAUGCCUAUUUUGUGAAGUAUCGAAAGCUGGAUGAUGGUGCUGGUGCAGUGGGGAGCUGGCACACAGUUCGAGUCCCUGGCAGUGAAAAUGAGCUACAGUUAACAGAACUGGAGCCAUCCAGUCUUUAUGAGGUUUUGAUGGUGGCAAGAAGUGCCGCAGGUGAAGGACAGCCUGCCAUGCUUACCUUCCGAACCAGCAAAGAGAAAACAGCAUCGUCAAAAAAUACGCAGGUGUCCUCUCCAGCCGUGGGGAUCCCUAAGCAUCCUGUUGUUUCAGAGGCUGCAAACAGCACCUUUGGAGUGGUGCUUACAGAUGCCUCCAGGCACAGUGGAGUUCCGGAGGCUCCAGAUCGACCAACUAUCUCCACUGCGUCAGAGACCUCAGUGUAUGUCACAUGGAUUCCCCGGGCAAAUGGUGGCUCUCCCAUCACAGCCUUCAAGGUCGAAUAUAAGCGGAUGAGGACUGGUGAUUGGCUGGUGGCGGCUGAAGAUAUCCCUCCUUCCAAACUUUCUGUGGAAGUUCGCAAUUUAGAACCAGGUUCAAUAUACAAAUUUAGGGUCAUUGCUAUCAAUCAUUAUGGGGAGAGUUUUCGGAGUUCAGCAUCUCGUCCUUACCAGGUGGCUGGAUUCCCCAAACGUUUUUCCAGCCGUCCCAUAACUGGACCUCACAUUGCAUACACAGAGGCUGUUAGCGACACUCAGAUCAUGCUAAAGUGGACGUACAUCCCAUCAAGUAACAAUAACACUCCCAUUCAAGGGUUUUAUAUCUAUUACCGACCAACAGAUAGUGACAAUGACAGUGAUUAUAAGAGGGAUGUUGUGGAAGGGUCAAAGCAGUGGCACAUGAUUGGCCACUUGCAGCCAGAAACUUCAUAUGACAUUAAAAUGCAGUGCUUCAAUGAAGGAGGAGAGAGCGAGUUUAGCAACGUGAUGAUCUGUGAAACUAAAGUGAAACGUGUCCCUGGAGCUUCCGAGUAUCCUAUCAAAGACCUGAGCACGCCUCCAAGUUCUUCCGGAAAUGGAGGAAACAUUGGGCCUGCAACUAGUCUGACCAGAAGCAGUGACAUGUUGUAUCUCAUCGUUGGCUGUGUACUUGGUGUCAUGGUCCUCAUUCUUAUGGUUUUCAUUGCAAUGUGCCUGUGGAAGAGUCGCCAACAGAAUGCCAUACAGAAAUAUGACCCACCGAGGUAUCUCUACCAAGGGUCAGAUAUCAAUGGGCAGAUGAUGGAAUGUGCUACUCUCCCGGGAACCAGCCGGAUCAACGGAAGUGUUCACGCAGGCUUCCUGGGCAACGGCAGCCUCAGCAAUGGCUGCGCCCAUCUCCAUCACAAGGUGCCUAAUGGAGUCAGUGGCAUGGUCAACGGGAGCUUAAAUGGAGGGCUCUACCCUGCACACACCAACUCACUAACCAGGACACAUGUGGAGUUUGAACAUCCUCAUCAUCUAGUAAAUGGCAGCAGAAUGUACACAGCAAUCCCUCAGGUUGACCCUCUGGAAUGUGUUAACUGUCGAAAUUGUCGGAACAACAAUAGGUGUUUCAAAACCAAUGGCACAUUCAGCAGCAACCCGCUUCCCCUGGUCCCGGUAGUAGCGCCUUGUCCUCAGGAUGGUUUGGAAAUGAAGCCCCUCAGUGCCAUGAAGAUGCCUGUGUGUCUGGCCUCCGUGGUCCCUGAUUGUGGCCAGUUACCUGAGGAGAGCACCAAGAACAGUGUGGUACCAAUACCUGCCCCGCAUCCCUGCUGUCAGGACGACAUAAAUGACAUCAACUCUGACUGUACAGAAGAUACCACAGAGUUUAACAGAGGAGACAGCUGUGGCCACUUAGAAAUGGAGAACAAAAGUUUAAAUUGGAAUCCUCUUAUUUUGCCACCUGUUUCAGAGGACUGUCCUGGGACGAUGACAGUGUGGUCUCCUCCUGGCAUUCCUUUAGAUAGCUCGUCAGGGGUCCUUCAGCAACCCCAGGAAACCUGAGGCUGUGCAAACACCAAGUCACAUUUCCUUUCAGCCAGUAGCUGCACUGAACAGGCCUGGGAAUGAACUGUGUGAAGGAUGUUAAUUCAAAUAAGAGAAAAUCAUUAUUUAUUUUUUUGUAGUAACCUUCAUGUGAAUGUAUCUUAAAAUGUGUGCCCUCUUAUAUUAUUUAUGCCUUAAAAUUUCCCUUCCCUUUUCCUUCUUUCUCCCUUAGUAGGAAACAACCUUGUUUUGCAUGGUUCGAUUGUCUGGAAAACAGAGGGAUCAUUCCACGUUUUCCAAGACCCUCGGUGAGAGUAAGAGUUCCUUGUGCCAUGGAUCUGAUCCGUUGGCUGAUUCAGCUAGGAGGGAAUUGCACAAGCCGUUUGAAGUCACACUCUCAGACGGGAGAUUGCCAUUCAAUGUUGAGACCAUUUUCAGAUCAACCACAGUUGUGACCUAGUGUUUAUAGUGGCAGAUCAGGCUGAUGAAUUUUAUAAAGGUGCCUCCCACAAACGUGCUUAUGCCACCUGCCGACUUUUUGUCUGUGCGUGGGCACAAGCAGUAUCCAGGCUCUAAUGACAGCCAGUGUUGUUGGGAGAAUGUAUGGUCUGGCUGGAUUAUUGCAGUCUGCAGAAAGAGAUCAAAGGCCAGGGAGAAAGUUAAUGCCUUAAUGUCCCACUGCUUUAACACUACAUUAGUUUAUAAAAUGGUCCUCAUGGGGCUCCUUUUGACUGAUUCUAAAAGUAGGAACAAACAAAAAACUGUAAAGUGCUGGCUUGAAGAGAAGGGUACACAGUUUAAGUAAAAACCGUAGGCAUUGAGGGACCUGUCUUGGCAGAAAUGCUUUAGUGUGCUAUUCCACGGGAAUAUGCUCAUGGUGCCAUACCACCUGAGGAUAGUUAGUUACUCCUUCCAACAUGGGCACCCACCUGGAAGAUGAGAGUAUGUGCUUGUGAGUCAGUUUCCAUCAGUAUAACAAAGUACUUCAGAAUAGGUUUAUUUUGACUCACAGUUGUAGCGAUUCCAGUCCAUGUUCAACUGACCCUGUUGGAUUAGGCCAGGGGCAAGGCAGCACAUUAUGGUAGAGCACAUGGUGGACCAAAAUGCUUACAUCACAACUGAGGAGCAAAGAGAAAGAGGAAGGGGUUAGGGUCCUACCAUCCCCUGUAAGGCCAUGUCCUCGGUAACCCAAAGACCUCCCACUAAUUCCCACCACCUGCAGAGGGGACCACCUGGGGACAAGGUUGUCACCCUUCAGGGAACACUCAGGAUCCAAACUAUAACAGAGUGUUGGGAAAGACUUAAUCUGGAAGAAAAGGGGUUUUAGAGGGAAAUUUCCUGAUUUUUUUUCAGAAUGCAGUAAUGGUAAACAAGCACCUAAAGCUUUGGUCAGUAGAGCUUAUGCAUCACAGCCACUGCUACCUCGGAGUGACAAGGACAUUGCAGCUGUCCUUGGAAGACUGUUCUGCUCCAUGUUCAAACAAAUAUACAACAACAACAAAAACCCAAAACACUAAAUGCAUUUCAUAGUGUGAGUCACUGAACCUUCUUAGAUUGUAUAUCCCUUUGGAAAAAGAUACAAAAAAUAUCCACUUCUGGUAGAAUUAAGAAGUUCCAAUAUAAAUAAGUAAAUUUAGUUUCCCAGAAAUUGCAGUGGAAUAGAAUAAUAGAAUAUUAUGUUAAUCAACUUUUCUGUAUAAUGCAUCAGUGCUCCCUUACAUAUGUCUAUAUCUUUUAUAAAUAGAACUGUUAGUGAAAAUGUGCUGUUCUGCUCGGUCACUAUGCAAGAGUUACUUCCAGCAGAUUGUAGGGAAUAUAAGGCCACAGCCAGCUACAGUAUUAGGUUGCUAGAAAAGCAAGUUCUACAUUCCAGAUGACCAUGCCUGCAGUAUACUAGGCUUGUUCUUCAUGUUACAUUGAUGUGGUAAGCUUUGUGUGGGGGAUGCCUGCAGCCCCUACUUCUGUGACUAGCAAAGGACAAAGUCCUGGGACACAAAAUAUAAAACCACACUCUAUGUUUCCUGAUCAAGUUACGGCAUUGCUGUCACGCAGGGAGUUUUAGAAAACUAGGGAGUAAACGUCCACAGGCAGCCAGUUUGAUUCAUGAAACAGGUGUAUUUGCAUGAGCCUUAGGUCAGAAACUGCUUUUAAAGAUUGAGUUUGAACGUGGGACUUGUCCAUGAGGAAGAGAAAAUGACUUUUACCUUCAGGGCAAUCUCACUGUGGACUGCUUUAUUUAUAUUAUUAGUAACGCUGUUUUAAGUGUUAUCUCCUUUAACUGUAUUUUAUUUAUAAAAAUGCCUUUAUAUGUUGAGAUAUAUAAAUAUAAAUAUAUAUAAUUAGCCUUUAUAUUUAGGAGUUAUCAGUUCUUCCUAGGCAUGAGAGGCUGUGAACCUUUAUGCCCUGCACGGUCACUAGAAACAGUCCUACCUAAUAUCUCUUCCCCAGGAAGUAAGAGGACAUUGGGCAGCAUGGGGGGACAGCACUAACAGAUGUUACGGAACCACUGUGUACCAGACACUGCAUGACGCUUGUUACUGUGAUCUCAUUUAAUCCUCACAACGAAUCUACAAAGCAGGUGUGAAAACUCACGGUUCACACAAUGAGCCACAGACCUUGAAUUGGACCCCAGUUUAUCUGUAGUCUUUAUCUGCACUCUUUCCAAUUUUCCAUACUGUUCUCCAGAGGCCUGGAGUGAGGUUCUCUGAUAGAACCAUCCUGCAAUGUGGGCUCUUGCUUGGCCGCUGGCAAAAGAAGCUGCCCUCUGUCCCACCUGGCCAGAGCGCUUUGCUCAGUACUUUAGUCUUCCAGGAUCCACUGUUUCCCCCUUGAUGGCCCCACCCACCCACCUCCUACCACAGAAUUUGAUCUUCACUCCGCUCAGUAAUCAUGAAAUUGGCUGGGCCUCCGUGUUCCUUCUUGGCCUAGAAUUCCACACCAUUCUUUAUCACUAACAUUAAAAUUCCCCUACUCCUGUUAUAUCAUUUCACCAUCUCCCUUUGAUAUUUUUCUUUUAUUUAUGCACUAAUGGGCUGGUAAUAGGUGCUGUACCGGGUACAAGUGAAAUUGCAAUGUUCUAAGUCUUUUGAAGCAGGCUUUUCAGAAAGCCUUGCUUGUUGGGUUUUGUUUUUAAAGAGUAAAUGAGUCUCUGAAGAUCAAGAUACCAUCUGUAGCAGGCCGAUCAUGUCGCAUAUCUCAUUCCAGCUACAGUACUGCCGCGAAAUUCUAUUUGUAAUUGAACUUUGCCUGUGUCAUUCUCUUUUAAAGCAGUGACUCUGAGAUGCAUGUUUUGUAUCAUACUGAAAAAUGUUUUAUUUUCCUUAAAGUUGUAAUAUUAUGUUUGAAAUUGUACAUACUUUAAAUGAUGUAGCUUGGACAGGUUUUAUUUUAUUGAUAUGAUUUUAUAUUAAAAGAGAAUGCUGCUUUCCAUAUA